Messenger RNA from Populus trichocarpa (black cottonwood), 2759 nucleotides. Its product is annotated as probable beta-1,4-xylosyltransferase IRX10L. Gene Ontology annotation, biological process: glucuronoxylan biosynthetic process; plant-type secondary cell wall biogenesis. NCBI's taxonomy places the organism in Eukaryota, Viridiplantae, Streptophyta, Magnoliopsida, Malpighiales, Salicaceae. Gene Ontology annotation, molecular function: 1,4-beta-D-xylan synthase activity; glucuronoxylan glucuronosyltransferase activity. The transcript has 4 exons. Bases 1410 to 2462 code for a protein of 350 amino acids. The record is from RefSeq and is a predicted model, not a curated record.
CAACAUGGCUAUGGUCUGGUGAUGAGAUGGACUUUCCAUCAGACCACACAUCACACAAAAUUUAAUAAAAAAAAACCCUUAAAAAAUAUUCUCUGUGUUCUUGAAGCCAAUUUGCUUGGCCUUCCCUAUCAAAAUCUCCGGUUCUGUCUCUAUUUCUUAUGAUUCUUUUAUAUAAAACUCUCUCUUAACUACUUCUUAUGACAUUUCAACUGUAAUAAUAUUUCUGAAAAAUAAAAAUCUCUCCUUUCUCCUCAUAAGCUAAAAAAAAGCCUUAUUCUUUGUGGGCAUAUCCUCCAGAAAUCCCACCUUUCUUGCUCUCUGGUUCUUUGAAGUUCCUUCUUUAUGUGAUUUCAUUGGAUUAUAAGCAAGAAAAUGGAGAUUUGGAAGUGGGUUUUUGUUGGGGUUAUUUGGUAUGCUGGUCUUGUUUUGAGUAUCGGUGCUGUGGAACUGGGCAGGAGUCAACGCACUGAGAGGAUUUCAGUAAUCUAUCUUUGUUGAUGUAGCAAUCAAGAGAAGAGUUAAGGAAGAGGUAAGUGCUACUGAAGCAGGAUAGAUGGAAAGGGAUGAUAUCAGGAUUGUUAGCUAUUCUAGUAAAAUUCAACUUCUCUAGGGCUUAUUUUGAGCUUCACCUAGGUGAACAUAUCUGGUUGAGAUGGUCUAAGCUUGUACUUCAAUUGAUCGUAUGCUAAUAAAGACUUGGUCAAGAAAAAGCAUGAUUGAAUUUUUUCAGGUUUCUAAUGUCUUGAGUUCUAUAUUGGGGAAACAACUUGGCGUGAAGAUGGGCACUAAUGUGUCUAACACCUGGUACAUUUCUAUUCAUGAUGACAUAGGUGGCCAUAACAUAUGAUGAAAGAGCUUUCCUAACUCUUUGUUUCUGUUUGUUCUAUGUCCUUAUAUUAUUACAUGCACUAUGAAGAGGAACUGCCCAAGUCUGGAAAGCUAGAUCACAUUGGAGGGUCAAUUUGUCUCAAGUUAGAGAUUGAAAAGUUAAAAAUAAUAAUGCUGAAGCCAUUGUAACUGUCCAAGUAUUGUAUAUUAGACACACAUGACAUCUUGAAAUAGGGACUUGUGGAAAACAAUGUAAAAGAUAAUAAAAACAAUCGGCAAUAUCAGAUGUGAUUUGGUAAAUGUGGGGGCAAGGAAAGGGUAAAAUGAAGGUUGUGUUCUAGCUGAUUUAUAUGAAACAUUAAGUUUUAUCUUACGAAUAAUGGAUUUGUUGAAUCAGAAUUUGAUAAUGUGUAGAUUUCAGAAACUACAAAAGUUGUUUGGAGUUAAAUGAAUGAGAGAUCCUUAAGUAUGACUGGGCUAUACAACAUGCAGGUAGUGCUUGAGAUGUUUUGGAAGAUGAUCCUGUUGGAAAGCUGAAAGUUUUUGUCUAUGAACUUCCAAGUAAAUACAAUAAGAAGAUUAUGCAAAAGGACCCAAGAUGCCUCACCCACAUGUUUGCAGCUGAGAUCUUUAUGCAUCGGUUCCUAUUAUCUAGCCCUGUACGAACGCUCAAUCCCAAGGAAGGUGAUUGGUUUUAUACCCCUGUAUAUACAACUUGUGAUUUGACUCUAAAUAGCCUUUAUUUGCCUUUCAAAUCACCACGAAUGAUAAGAAGUGCUACACAACUUAUUUCUUCAAACUGGCCUUAUUGGAAUCGGACUGAAGGUGCUGACCACUUUUUUGUUGUGCCACACGACUUUGGUGCAUGCUUCCACUAUCAAGAAGAGAAGGCUAUCGAAAGAGGAAUUCUUCCCUUGCUCCAACAUGCCACCUUGGUGCAAACUUUUGGACAAAGAAAUCAUGUUUGCUUAAAAGAUGGCUCCAUUACAGUUCCUUCAUAUGCCCCCCCACAGAAAAUGCAAACCCACCUGAUUCCUGAAAAAACACCUCGGUCAAUUUUUGUUUACUUCAGAGGAUUGUUUUAUGAUGUAGGAAAUGACCCAGAAGGUGGCUACUAUGCAAGAGGUGCACGAGCAGCAGUCUGGGAGAACUUCAAGGACAAUCCACUUUUUGACAUUUCCACAGAGCACCCAACAACGUAUUACGAAGACAUGCAACAAGCUGUUUUCUGUUUGUGCCCCCUCAGCUGGGCUCCAUGGAGUCCGAGAUUGGUUGAAGCACUGAUAUUUGGUUAUAUCCCUGUUAUUAUAGUUGACGAUAUUGUUUUACCCUUUGCUGAUGCAAUCCCAUGGGAAGAAAUUGGGGUGUUUGUAGACGAGAAAGAUGUUCCAAAUUUGGACACCAUACUCACUUCCAUUCCACCUGAAGUGAUAUUGAGGAAGCAGAGACUGCUUGCAAACCCUUCAAUGAAGCAGGCAAUGCUAUUCCCACAACUUGCUCAAGCAGGAGAUGCUUUCCAUCAAGUUUUGAAUGGACUUGCUCGAAAAUUGUCUCAUGAUAGAAAUGUUUACCUGAAGUCUGGUGAGAAGAUCUUAAACUGGACUGCAGGCCUAGUCGGUGACCUGAAACCUUAGUAGCAGCUUUAACUUGAUGCUUCUUGAAGAAAUUCUUAGCAGCUUGCCCCUUAGCCCUGCCAACAAAGCUGGUUUAAUCAAGGUGGCUAUUUCACAAAAAGUGUAAAUAAUGAUUUUGCAUUCAAUGUGUCAGAAUAUUUAAGGGAGUGGCUAUUAGUUGUAAUCUGCCAUGGGUGAAGAAACUUCAAAUAGGGAACUGUUAUAUGUUUUAAUCCCCUUGAUGGACGACUUCAUUGUAGCAUAUAAUUAUCUCAUGCUGUGACCAAGUUUUAAACCUCGGCUAAUUUGAUCUGAAAA